Castor canadensis (American beaver) is the source of this 2207-nucleotide messenger RNA. Its product is annotated as serine/threonine-protein phosphatase 4 regulatory subunit 1-like. Gene Ontology annotation, biological process: protein dephosphorylation. The record is from RefSeq and is a predicted model, not a curated record. Gene Ontology annotation, molecular function: protein phosphatase regulator activity. Gene Ontology annotation, cellular component: cytoplasm. Lineage: Eukaryota; Metazoa; Chordata; Mammalia; Rodentia; Castoridae.
AUGAACAAAAUCCAAAACUAAAUGAAAUGAUCCACCUGGACAUCACUAUUUCACAGGACUUAAUGGAGGAGCAGGUGUCACUUCAUGAGCAAGACUAUUUCAAUAAGACACCAGGACCUUCAUCCAAAGGUGAAGAUAGUCCAAAAGUAAAUGAAGUGAUCCACCUGGACAUCACUGUUUCACAGGACUCAAUGGAGUCUACAUCUUCACCCACCCUCCAUAAUCUCAUCCAGGAGGAGCAGGUGUCACUUCAUGAGCAAGACCGUUUCAAUAAGAUGCCAGGACCUUCAUCCAAAGAAAUUACCCUUAAAUUAGGAUUUUUUUAUGAAAAAAAGCUUCCAAAUAUUGAGAUGACUGUCCCAAACAGUGAUAAAUAUGUGAAAGCAGCUGUGCCUUUCAUGUGCAAGAUGCCUCCCAUGGUUGGGAAGGAUAUAACAGAACAUCUUAUCCUCCCUAGGUUUUUUGAGAUGUGCUGUGAUUGUAGAGCAUUUCAUGUUCGAAAGGUCUGUGCUGCCAAUUUUGGAGAUAUUUGCAGUGUAGUUGGCCAGCAAGCCACUGAGGAAGUGUUGCUGCCCAGGUUUUCCAAGCUGUGUUCUGAUAAUGUAUGUGUAGUCUGGAAGGCUUGUGCCAAGUGCUUCAUGGCAGUUUCAUAUGCAACCAGUGAAGAAAUCCAAAUGACCAAGCUAUCAACAUUAUUUAUUAACUUGGUCAGGGAUCCCUGAUUUUGGGUUUGCCAAGCAGCUUUUCAGUCUCUGGGACCUUUCAUAUGUACUUUUUCUAAUCCAUCUAGCUCAGGUCAAUAUUUUAAAGAAGAAAACAACAGUUCAGAAAAUAUAUCAGAAGAUAAAAGUAGGAUCAGAGACCAAGACUCCCUUCAGGAUGGGCAGAUCAGGCCAGAGGAUGUUCCUUUGGAUAUCAAUAUCACUAAUUCCAGUGUCAAACUGGGAAACACACUGGAAGAUAGUGCUGCUGAAACAUCCAGGAACUCUUCAAGUGAAAUAAACAUUCUAGGGGAUAAUUUACUCUGUAUUUUGCCUUCAGAAUCUCAUCAAGAAGCAGCUAGCAAGGAGAAUGGUAAAAAACCUGGUAACUGCCAAUCAGUAUUCCAACCAGAGGCUGGAACAAGUUCAGAAGAUUACACUCACUUAUAUCAGGAAUUAUACAAUUCAUUCGAUUUCUGGAGAACUUUUCUUCCUGAAAUUGAUCUAGAUAUAGAUCUUGAACAGGACUCGGGAAGAGUCAUCCCACAGAGACCAGGAGAAGCACACAAUGUACCUGUGCCAGGUUCUCCAAACAUCAACAUGGCCACCAGGAGCAAACUGGAAAAAAUGAUAGAAAAUCUAGAGCCCCUUAUUGAUGAUCCAGAUGUUAAAGCACAGGUGGAAGUGCUGUUAGGUGUGCUGCAUGCUUUCAAACUGGGUGCUCAUGGGGAGACCUUCAGUAGAGAGCAGAGACUUGAGGUGCAAGAAGAGCUGGGUAUAGGUAAGAAACCAAAUUGGAACAUAAACCAAGUUGCUUCUGUGCCUUUAAUCAGCAUUGCUGAUGAGAAUAUAGAUGCCACUGCUCACUAUGUGAGUAGCACUAGUGGCUUCAGCCCCAAGGAGGAAAGGAGGCCUAAGGUGCAAGAUGUUGUACCCCAGGUUUUAUUGGAUCAGCACUUGGCAAUGACCAAUCCACCUCUUGCAGAGACAGUUGACACUGAAAUUGCUAAGCAUUGUGCAUACAGCCUGCCAGGUGUGGCCCUGACACUUGGCAAGAGGAAUUGGCACUGCCUGAGAGAGACAUACAAGAUUCUGGCCUUAGACAUGCAGUAUGAAGUUCGGAGACAUUUGGCAUUCUCCAUCCAUAUGCUUGCACUUAUUCUUGCAGAGGAGUUGACAGCUGCAGAUAUGGUACCAAUUUUUAAUGGGUUUUUAAAAGAUGUUGAUGAAGUCAGGAUAGAUGUCCUUAAACACUUGUAUGAUUUUCUGAAGCUUCUUCAUAUUGACAAAAGAAGAGAAUAUCUUUCUGAACUUCAGGAGUUUUUGAUGAUAUUUGAUAACAGUAGAAAUUGGUGCUUUCAAGCUGAACUGACUGGGCAGCUGAUUUUACUUCUAAAAUUAUAUAGGAGCAAAGCAUCAUGGCACUUAAGAUGGACUGAGACAGUGAUGUCAACUAUUUUGCAGGCAUCCUUCCCACCAGUACCAAAACCUCUGAAGGUGCCAUGA